AUGUCGUUGUCAUUUAGUUAUGAUACACUAUUGUUGUCAUUAGCUAUCGCAGUAGUAAAAGAUUCAUUUGAUAUGAAUCGCUUUCAAAAAUAUCAUUUUACAUGGUUAAUUAUCUUUGUAUCGUUUUUGGUUUUUAUUGAAAGUUUUACUCCAGUAGAACGUAUAAGACAGAGUAUUGCUCUCGUAGGAAAUAAGCUUUAUUUUUUUGGUGGACAGACUGCUUUUUUGCCGUCAACAAAGGAUGUUUUCUACCUUGAUGUAUCUCCUUUACAAUUAAAUACAUUAAAUCCUCCAUGGACUGAUAUUUCGAAAACUGCUCCAAUUACCGUAAAUUCGUCAUAUGUGAGUGCGUGUGUGGGUGGAUCUGUUAAUAAUAGCGUAUUUCUUCUAGAAUUCCAUGGUAAAGAUAAUGCAGUGAGUAGCGUGAUGAAUGUAUAUGUAUUUGAUGCGGGAAACCAACGAUGGACUUCUCCUAUAAUAACUGGAACAGCUCCUACGAAUUCUCAUACAGCUGUGUUGGCUCCAAAUGGUUAUGUUAUCAUUUACGGUGGAUCCCGUAAUUCUACAAUUGCAG
This is a messenger RNA of Racocetra fulgida, 574 nucleotides long. The record is from the annotation of a GenBank genome assembly. Lineage: Eukaryota; Fungi; Glomeromycota; Glomeromycetes; Diversisporales; Gigasporaceae.